AUUUCAGGUAUUUACACAAUAGAAAUGGCGUUCAACAAGGAAGGAAUGGACUAUGAUAAGCAUAAAGCUGCGAUUCGAGAUUUCAUUGACACAUAUUAUGGAACUGAUGAGAACGGACAAAAGGUGUUCUACUAUCGCGAAGACAUUCAACGAAUAGCCGAACGUGAACAAGUUGCUCUCUAUGUCAAUCUCGACGAUGUCAAUCGUUUUGAUGAGUCCCUGGGCGCUUUGAUAGAAGGAAAUGCAAGGCGAUUCCAUCAGAUCUUCAAUGAAGUCAUUGAUGAAAUGGUGCAAGAAGUUUUAGGAGAUCGACAGCCUCCAAUUCGUGAUGCACUCGACGCCUUUAUCUUCCAAAGAGUUUACAUGGACGAUCAGUCAAAAAUUGCUGACGGAUAUCUGGGUGGAACAAUCCAAGAAGCCCGUAAAAAGUAUCCUCCACAGCUGCUGCGACGCUUCGAGGUCAUCUUCAAAAAUCGCGAUUCCAUGAAACCUCUUCCUGUCCGUGACAUCAAGGCCAACUGUGUGGGGAAACUCGUUACUGUCACUGGAAUAGUGAUUCGAGCUACAGAAAUCAAACCCAUCGUGGAGGUUAUGACCUACGCUUGCGAUACCUGUGGAGCUGAAGUCUACCAACCGGUGAACGGACCAUCAUUCAUGCCAGCGGUGAACUGUCCAAGCAAGGACUGUGUAGAGUCGAAAGCAAAUGGGCGCUUGCAUAUGCAAGUAAGGGGCUCGAAAUUCGGCAAAUUCCAAGAGAUCAAGAUCCAAGAGACGAGUGAUCAAGUUCCUGUGGGUUCGAUUCCACGCACACUUACGGUCAAUAUCUACGGUGAAUCUACACGUCAAUGUGGACCAGGGGAUCACGUUCGUAUCUCUGGUGUUUUGAUUCCCUUGAUGAAAACAGGAUUCCGCCAAGGUGGAGGCGGUCUCGUUGCAGAACCUUACCUAGAAGCACAUUUUGUCGAGAACAUCCGAAAUAGUGUCGACGAAAGAGACACUGAAGAAGAUGACCUCACCGAGGAGGAAGUGGAACUCCUCUCGCAAGACAAUCUCUACGAUAUGCUUGCUUAUUCCAUCGCUCCAGAGAUUUAUGGCAUGGCAGACGUGAAGAAGAGUUUACUGUUAGCCCUUGUUGGAGGUGUUGAUAAGAACGCUUCUGGGAUGAAGAUCAGAGGCUGCAUCAAUGUGCUACUAAUGGGAGAUCCAGGAGUAGCUAAAUCUCAGCUGCUAUCGUAUGUAAGUCGUCUUGCUCCUCGAUCUCAGUACACUACUGGACGUGGAUCCUCUGGCGUUGGUUUGACUGCUGCCGUUGUCAAGGAUCCCCACACGGGUGAGAUGACACUCGAAGGUGGAGCUUUGGUGCUCGCUGAUCGUGGAAUCUGCUGCAUCGAUGAAUUUGACAAGAUGAUGGAGAGCGAUAGAACAUCGAUCCAUGAGGUUAUGGAACAGCAAACUAUCUCCAUUGCAAAAGCGGGCAUUAUGACCACGCUGAAUGCUCGAGUUGCUAUCGUGGCGGCUGCCAAUCCUGCUUUUGGAAGAUACAACCCUAAGAGAUCCAUUGAACAAAAUAUCGACCUUCCCGCUGCUCUCCUUUCGAGAUUUGACAUCCUUUGGCUGAUCCAAGAUAAACCAGACAGAGAUGCCGACAAGCGUCUUGCUGCUCACAUAACCUAUGUACAUAUGAACUCUAAACAACCCGAGAUCGAAGGAAUCAAGCCGAUCGACAUGAAACUAAUCCGACGCCUUAUCGAAGUAGCGCAGCGAAAGCAACCAGUGGUAGGAGAUACACUGCGUGAGAGACUCGUUGAGAUGUAUGUGGAUAUGCGCCGAGCAGCUCGGGAAAGCGAUGAUUCAACUUUCACAUCGCCUCGCCUUCUGCUUUCUGUGAUCAGAAUGUCUACUGCCUUGGCUCGUUUACGCCUUUCCAACGUUGUUCUGCCUGGAGACAUUGAGGAAGCUAUUCGUCUGAUGCAAGCAAGCAAAGACUCUCUACGUCCUGGAGUCAUGGAACAAGAAAUUCGCCAAUCGCCAGUUGAUCGCGCAUUUGCGGUUCUUCGAGAUCUCAACUCCGCAAGUGGUGACUCUGUGAUCCCACUCCAGGCAGCUAUCGAAGCGUGUGCUCGCAAAGGAAUAAGCGAAGAAGCACUUCGAGAUGCCGUUAGUGUUCAUCAGUCAAAUGGUGUGAUUAUGGUCGACGGACAGCAGAGAAUUCGUUUCGUUAUGAACUAAUGGUUCCCACAUCACAUUCGCUGCAUUUGAUUUGUCAUUUUCUCAUUCUCUAAUUCCGAUGAUACAGAUGAUCUCGAUUCAACAACUACAUACCCACUGAAUUUGAAGUUUUCGCUAAGUUCACUAGCACUCUUAACAAUCAUGUGCCUGUUCAGUCCACACUGAGAGCAAUCCCUGUUACAACUGGAGACAAGAUAAAUUUUGUGAAUACGC
Cylicocyclus nassatus is the source of this 2442-nucleotide messenger RNA. The record is from the annotation of a GenBank genome assembly. Lineage: Eukaryota; Metazoa; Nematoda; Chromadorea; Rhabditida; Strongylidae.